Messenger RNA from Belonocnema kinseyi, 505 nucleotides. RefSeq lists its product as uncharacterized. The transcript is spliced from 2 exons. The record is from RefSeq and is a predicted model, not a curated record. Bases 143 to 379 code for a protein of 78 amino acids. NCBI's taxonomy places the organism in Eukaryota, Metazoa, Arthropoda, Insecta, Hymenoptera, Cynipidae.
AUUGCAGGUUGGGUGGGGGAAAUCAAAAUGGCCGCGUUAACGAACAUAACCUUCAAAAAACGUUAGACUCUGACUCCGUAGGGAAGUCUUUUUCUUGUUCUUUCGUUAGCAAAAUUUUCGAAUAAAUAAAUUAUAUGAAGAAAUGACGGAAACUGUAAAAAGUGUGAUAACUAAUAGAGAUCGUGGUUGUCUCGGCUGCAGAUUAAUCAGUGGUUGUGGUCUUUUUGGAUCCGGAAUGUACGUUUCGUAUCACUCAAAAAAGUUCCAAAAGCUCCCCGGAAAGUCUAUUAUGCUUACUGUCGGUGGUGCUCUAAUGGCACUUGGAACAGCGAGGGUUUUUGAUUUGCCACCCUUCCAAAACCAAUUUAAUCACGAAUGAGAAAAUGCUGAAUGUGUGGAGUGUGGAUUGGGUGCUGUGUUUUGAAAUAUUUUAUUACUAAAAUCAUCUGUACAUUAUUUUGGCGAAUUAUAAAUUUUUGCUUGUGUAAAUAAACUAUUAUAUAAA